Molecule: messenger RNA, 3013 nt
Organism: Hemiscyllium ocellatum (epaulette shark)
Lineage: Eukaryota; Metazoa; Chordata; Chondrichthyes; Orectolobiformes; Hemiscylliidae
Gene: slc16a13
Product: solute carrier family 16 member 13
Exons: 6
Coding region: 236-1654 (472 amino acids)
Biological process (GO): monocarboxylic acid transport; transmembrane transport
Molecular function (GO): monocarboxylic acid transmembrane transporter activity
Source: RefSeq, a predicted model, not a curated record
UACGUCAGAUGUAACUUGAGAAUUUUUUUCUUAACUUUGAAAGGCAGAGGAUUGGAAAGGGGGAGUUUUCUAUGGCAGGAAGUGGCAGCAUUUACUGAGUGGGAGAAAGUGGUUUUACUGCAAAACAGACAGUUUCAGUUGAGCUGUCCAUCUGCAGCACGUGGUCCAGAGGUGGCCCUGCCCUUCCCCGCACUGAGCUGUGAGAAACCGAUCGGGCAGGUGAAAGGUCGCUGGCAUGGCGACCCGGAUUCCGGACGAGGUUCCUGACGGUGGUUGGGGUUGGGUGAUUGUUCUGUCAGCAUUCCUCAUGUCGGCUCUGGUGUUUGGUGUCAUCCGUUCCUUUGGCGUGUUCUUUGUGGCGUUUGUGGAGUACUUCUCCGAGGCUUCGAGCACCGUGUCGUGGAUCACAUCAACCGCCAUCGCCAUUCAGCAGUUUUCCAGUCCCAUAGCCAGUGCUCUUAGCAAUUACUUCGGAGCCCGUUCUGUGGUGAUGCUGGGUGGUUUCCUUUCCAGCUUGGGGCUGGUAUUUGCUUGUUUAGCUACAAACCUGGUUCACCUUUACCUGUCGAUCGGACUUCUCUCAGGCUUUGGCUGGGCGCUCGUCUUCACCCCAUCCGUUGCUGCUGUUAGUCGAUACUUUAACAAGAGGCGGACUCUGGCAAUGGGGAUGGCUUUCACUGGAGUUGGCAUCGGCUCCUUUGUCUUCUCCCCACUCUUCCAGUAUCUAAUUGAUGAGUACAUGUGGCGGGGGGCACUGCUGGUCAUCGCGGGCAUGAUGCUCAACCUCAUGGUGUGUGGUGCGUUGAUCAGACCCCUGACCCUGAAGGAAGACCUGGUUCGCGCCACGGCUCCGGGAGAGGGCUCAUUAUGUUGUCAAGGUGCCAGGAAUGUGAUCUUCGACCUGCUGGACCUGAGCCUGCUCCGACACUGGCCCUUCCUGACCUUGGUGCUGUCUGUCACCUUGAUCAAUGCUGGCUAUUUUGUGCCUUAUGUCCACUUUGUGGCCCACGCCCAGUCCAUUGGCUUCGAUGAGUACCAGGCCGCAUUCCUGAUGUCAGUGGCGGGAGUGAUGGACCUGAUUGGUCGGCUGCUGUCCGGCUGGUUCUCUGACCUACGCAAGAUGCGCCUGGUUCACAUCCUGAUCCUGUGGACCAUGCUGACAGGACUGAGCUUGCUCGCCAUCCCCUUGGGUCACACCUACCCUGUGCUGAUGUUGAUUGGCAUGGCCUACGGGUUCUGCGCUGGGGCCUUGACACCUGUGGUGUUCUCCUUACUGCCUGAGAUAGUCGGGAUUGGGAGGAUUUACGGAGCGUUGGGCCUGCUGCAGAUGUUGGAGAGUGUAGGGGGACUGCUGGGAGCACCGAUAUCAGGCUGGCUGCGCGAUGCAACUGGUAACUACACGGCUUCCUUUGUGGUGGCAGGUACUUUCCUCCUGCUCAGCAGCCUGGUUCUGAUUGGUAUUCCCGGUGCCUUGUCCUGUUCCUGUCUCCCGCCUGCCAGGCAUCCCCAGACAAAGAACGCGAAGGAGGAGGAGGAGGAGGAGGAAGAGGAGGAAUGCAAGUCUAUGGCUGACUCAAAUGGAUCUGGGCUGGAGGUGCAGUGUGUCCCGAUUGAGCCCAGCAGUAUUGCUUGCAGAAACACAGUGGUGGCCUGAAUUAAGAAACACAUUAAUGCUGGGAGUGGAUGUUGAUGUUUAAAUUGAGCUGUCUCCAACUCCAAGUGAGAUCGGAGUGAGAAUUGACGCCAUUCUAUCAGCCAUUGCAGGCUGGAAGUUGGAUGGAAUCCAUGGCAAACAGAGUCUAUUUAAACAGAGCUUCUACGAGUACAGGAAAUGGGCUAAAAUCCCCGAGGAAAAAAAAACCCUCAGCAAAAAGCAGUACGUUGUUGAUGGUGACAUGAUACAAAUUUGCUGCAUAAAAUCAUUAACUUUACAAUAGUAUUGAUUAAGGGAGGUACUAGUAAAUCAUCUCCAUUAGACUGGGACUCAUUGUGCCACAGUAACCUAUUAAUGCUCACUACCCCUUUAACACUUGCCCAUUUUCUCCCAUCCCACCCCCAAUUAGUGAUAGCUGUUUGUACAGGCACUGGCUCAGCCUGACUGGCAAAGUUCGCAGUUCAGAACCAAGUCUAGUUGUGCAUUUGUUGAUCUUGGCAGAGAAUGGGCCGGGCUAUAGUCCUCAUCAGUGCCUCUGAGUUGAAAGAAUCAACUUCCUGCCUGCUGGAAAGACUGUGUCCAUAUGGUUGAUGGUAAGAGCUGGUGUGAAGGUUGCUGCUGUUGAAUAGUUCAUUGGUGCUUGUUGUUAGCAGGCUCCUGCAGAUAUAAUGCCUGAGGUAGGUGGCAUUGUGAGGAAGGAGCAGAAAGUGGGAAGGCAGAGACGCCUUUAUUAGCAGUGUGGAGAGCUGCCAGACUGCAGAGCACUCAACUUGGGGCUUUUAGAAAGAGCAGUUACACCACGUCAACCCACCACCACCGUCACUUGGCUCUUGAGACGGCGCCUCCUGUCUUGGGCCCCAAAUUAUCAUAUCGAAGACAUGAUACGUUCUAACUCCCAACUGAUAUAAUCAUUGAGAUACUAUAUUAACUAACUCAGGGCAACUGGAAUUCAGUCAGACUUCAACUUCUUAGCUUUCUUCAACUUAACACACAGACUUGGUGAUUGUGUUAUCCUGUGAAAUGGCAUUUGGAGAGCAUGGAACUACUGAAGGUGGGAAUCUCCUUAUCGGGGACACUGUCAAAAUUGUACUACUGGCCCUGUUCUCUUUCCCUCUGGACCUGCACUGGUUUUAUGCCUUCGAACCUGGCAGUUGGGUUUGACUAUAACUUGGAUAGGGUUGUCAGUGGGUGAUGUGACUAAUUUGAAGGGGAAGGUAGGGGUCUCCUGUUGGCUUUCUCAGUGAGAUUUCUCAGGAAUCCCCUGCUUCUGAGCGCUACCAAAAAAAACCCUGCCUGUUCAUUGCUGCAUCUCGAAUAGAAACUGAGAAUGUUCAAACAAUAAAAGCAUUUUAAAAAAUA